AUGUUAGAUAGUGAUGAUGACGAUGAGCAAUCUGAAAAUCAAAUAUCAGAUACGAAAGCUAAUUUGCUCAUCGAAUAUAUGUCAGAAAAAAGAUUACCAAGAGAUCAAGACCAACUAAAGUAUUGGCAAAUUAACAGUAAAAAGUUUGGAAGUCUUAGUCACAUUGCUCGUACAUAUUUAUCAUCACCUGCAACAAGUAUUCCAAGUGAGCAAGUUUUCAGUGCAGCAGGAAUUGUUUAUGAUCCUCAUCGUAACAGGCUUUUGGGGGACAAAGCUGCCAAGUUACUCUUUUUGAAAUAUAAUAUACCAUUACUUAAUUUUAAUUAUGACUUA
Messenger RNA from Brenthis ino (lesser marbled fritillary), 333 nucleotides. Lineage: Eukaryota; Metazoa; Arthropoda; Insecta; Lepidoptera; Nymphalidae. The record is from the annotation of a GenBank genome assembly.